Chaetomium fimeti is the source of this 2290-nucleotide messenger RNA. RefSeq lists its product as uncharacterized. The record is from RefSeq and is a predicted model, not a curated record. NCBI's taxonomy places the organism in Eukaryota, Fungi, Ascomycota, Sordariomycetes, Sordariales, Chaetomiaceae. Bases 321 to 2117 code for a protein of 598 amino acids. The transcript has 2 exons.
CCGCCCUUCGACGAAGUUUUCGCAGACUUUCACCGUCUCGAGCCCGUUCUCCGCUCCAGGAAACGAGGUUCACGCUCGCCGGGACAAGAGAGAGUCUGCUUUCGAGCUGAAAUCCAACAGAUUAUUAUCGCAGGCCCACGUCUCUUGGCUUGGAAGCGACCGAAACGACCGAUUCCGACAACCCUCCCCCUCCCCGUCUAUUCUUUUUGCGGCAUUCGGACCCCCACCUUGUUAGUCCGUUUGCAAGGUUCACACUGUCAAGAAGACCGUGCACCAACCCCAUCACCCUGCAUCCAUAUACCCCUUGCAGAUCCUCCACCAUGUCUCGCAACGUGCGUCAAAAAUACGCCUCCAAACCGGCACGAGUUCCGAAGUCCCGGGACUACGACUCGUCAUCCCUCGACCUCUCCGAUGACAGCGGCUACUCUGGCGUCGAAGAUGUUACCGACUCGGAGGACGACGAUGAGGAUGUAUUUGCGGCCGAGGAGGAACACAUCAUCAAUGCAUCUCGCAAGCGAGCAUCAGACCCCCCUCGGCCGCUGGUAGUGGAUGAGGAUGACGACGCAGACGAGGAGAGCGAGGCGGAUGAAGAAAACGAAGCCGAUCCGGAAGAAGCCGAUCCGGCGGACGAUAGCGCAAGCUGGGAUGGCUUUUCAUCUGACCACGAUGAGCUCAUUCCGGCACAUCCUGUAACCCGCGACCUGCUUGAUCAGGUCUCCAUCACCCCUGGGCGCCAUGUCCGCUUCGUUGGCGUUCCGGAUAGUGACACGGACUCGACAACAAGCGAGACCAGCGAGGUGUCCGAGAUCAAUGGCUUCUUUCCUGAUAUCUUCGUCGAGCAGAGCGCUCUCGACCCCAUGUUCCGCCGAGAAAUCGAGGACGAUGAUGAAACGUCGUCCAACGGCUCGUUCUGGGACUUCCACAACGGCUCGCAAGAGAUCGCCGCCCGUAGGGCUGAAGACGACGCCGCUUUCAAAGACUUUGAGUUUGACAUUGCGUCCCUGGCAACGCCAGGGCCAAGUCAGCUGCCCAUCGACGAAUCGACGCCCGUCGCUGACCUUGCAGAAGUGCAGGAUCUUGAUGGAUACGAGACCGACGGUGAUACCACGGAAGAAGAUGUCCCAGAACCCAUCGUCCGCAAGAAACAAAUGAGGCGGUCCCGCACAGUCGAGGAAUCUUCAGACUCAGACACGGAGAGACCGUCCUAUUGCAAGCCCGGCAAACCUCGUGUUGGCCGGUUCAAUCUUGACAGAUCAGACAAUAAGCCCAUCGGCGUUGUCGAUCCUGCCACAGGGAAGAUGAUCAUUUUCACACCCCGCAGGACAAACCAGCUCGAUCUUUCACCAGAGUCGCUCCAUCUGGAUUUCUCUGCACAAGACUUGGCGUGUUCGCCCAUCGUCAGCAUCAGGAACCCGGGUUUCAUCAUGAUGGGUGCCAUGACCUCAUCCAACACCUUUGGUGACUUCAUGAACAUGCAGCCCUUCGGCCCGACGGAGGCAUUCUUCCCUUGCAACCCUGACAUAUUCCCCGGUGAAGAGGAGAGCGACGACUCGUACUUUGCCGGUAUCGAGGAGGAUGAAGAGGAGAGCAUACUCAAAAUUGAGGAUUUCGUCACGUUGAAUCACGAUUCAUCUGACGAGGAAGAAGAGGAACCGUUCCCCGCCUGGAACGGGGAUCUCGUCUCCAGCCCCACCCGGCCCAAGACGGCUGCCAGCAACGCAAGCGCGGCGACCGAGUCCGCGGCAACAACCCACCCGCUGCUCACCCACUUCGACAGCAAUUCAGAUGUCGUAGGCGCUUUCCGCCGCAACCAAAUUAACCAACAGCUCAUCUACAGCGACAAGGCGAGCCAAGAAUCGCUCGCGUUCUCCGGUCCCUACUAUCACGGCACGCUCCGCGGCAUCAAGACGGGAAGCAUGGAAACCGUCACUACGCCCAUCACGCCCAUCCGCCGGCAAAAGCGGAGCAACACGAUUGGCAGUGGGUUCGGCGAUCUCCAACAAAGCAGCCCACUCAACGUCGUGUCGCAAAAGAGAAAAGCAUCGGACAACCACGUUGACGCCAACCUGCACAAGCGCCAUCGGAGCAUCUCGGACAUGGAGAUUUUGCGCAUCUAGCGCACUCGCCGAGCGGGUUCCGCCUCAGUGAGACGGGAAAAUUACGUCGGAGGACGGCAUGGCUUGGGCAUCAUGGUGUCACAGUCUUCGGAAGUCGACUUGGGCACCCCAGCCCAACCAUCCCUGGCCUCAUAAUGUAUCACGACGAUCUUGGACCUACGGUCAUUUCUUUG